AUGUCGGAGCGUCCAUCGUGGGAAAGCAUGAGCCACGAAGAAGAAGCGGAAGUGGGUGCGCAGGAGGAUGUGUUGCCCGAAUCAGAAUUCCCUCCAGAGUGGCAUGAGGAUGAAGAAGGCGAAGGGGCAGAACUCCAAGAUGCCGCACUUGGAGCGCCCCAGGGGCCUCCGACUACCCAUCAUUCAGAGCGAGAACUAGGCGACCUGUCGCUCCAGCUUGUGGCUGACCAAGACACUGCAGUAGACAUAGACAUGUCGCAGCUCUCUCAAGUGGCGCCUAGCCAAGAUGCCGCAGUUGGACCAGCUGAAUGCGAUGAGCGCUUGGGUUUCCGGUACCGGCCCACCUCUCAUAUGAUGAGUCGCAUCCCAGAUCCGCUGUUGCAGCUGCUGCCGCGCUUGGAAGCCUGCGGUUCCGAACCUGAACUUGGAGAGCUGCUAGAGCCAAAGCAAUUGUUCAUACAUUGUGAGAAUGGAGAGAAGCUGUAUAGCUCAACCUUUGUCGUCUUGGAGAAUGCCGUAGCCGCACAGAAGGACGUUUUGGACGUUGGAGAUGAUCCCGCCUUUGACAUCGGCCUCUUAGCCCCGACGCCAAUCAUCGUAGCCUUGCAGACCAUCUGUGGAGCUCAAGGGUGGUGUCUGGAAGCAACUCUACAAGGUCUUUUUUGUGUCACGGGGUGGCUCGAGCACGUGGACACCCGCUUGAAAGUCAGCCAUGACGAGGAGCACAUGCGAACUCCAACUUUGGCAGCUUUCCACGGCUCCCGGGCAAGCAACCGCAAGAGUUCCAUGCAGGCAUGGCUUCUACAGGAGCUAUUGGCAGACGGAAAUCUUCCGGAUGGAGUCAGGCAAUCCGGCUGCAUUUGCACAGAUGGCACAGUCAGAGGCAUUCCCCAAUCGAAGCUGGCCAGCAAGAGCUUGGUGAACAAGUUUGUGCACAGCGAACGGGAUGCUUCCAUUUCAGGGGCCAUGAGAGAUGAGAGCACUCGCUACUUGUUCUUUCACUGGGUCAUUGGCCAUACAGCUCCAACAUGCGAAGUACUCUCCAUCCGGAAAGGUGCCGAGAUGGGAUUCCCCAAGCGCUUUCAUUGCGUCUUCAGAGGGUCCAAGCCAGCGACAAAGCCAGAGCAGGAAUGCUCUCAGUCAAAGCAGCUGAUGAUUGACUUCAUUGCUUUCAUGGCCGAACAUGCCAACAAGGGAGAUGUUGAAGGCGGUGGCGCUGUCGUGACUUGCGACAAGUAUGCGGCUGGCUGGCUCAGGCAGAUUUUGCUUUGCAUUGAAGACUUUCAGGAGCAGAACCCAACCCUGUCGUCCGCGUGGACCCAAAAGUUAGACUACGCCGACAGUGAUCUCCUGCGCAUUGGAAACAUCGUGAGGAGGCUGCGGCAGUUCCUCCGUGUUCGUGCAGGGCAACCUUUUGAAGAAGUGCCAAUCACCAUCCGAGACCUUCAGUACGCUGUGCACAGUUGGUGUCGACAAAUUGAGUACUACUCUGCCUUGAUCCGUGCUGAUGAAUGUGGACAUGAGGAGCGCAGCGCAGCGGGUGGAAACCCGAAAGAUGUGCAAACCUUGGUGAUGAAGAUGUUGCUUCAGGCAACGCCAAGCACCGCAGAGGAGCAGAAUACACACACAGUCCGGAGCAGCCUCCGUGGCAGAUUGGCCACCAUAUGUGAAAAAGGGACCAAGGAUGAAAGGAAGAAGAAAUCAAACGGUCCAGCCAACACCGUGAUAGAAGCUGUGCGGAGCCUAGCCUCCAGUGCCGUGUUGGAAAGCAGAGAAGAAAAGAAGUCAGGACACACAGUGAUCCACUUCAAGAAAAGAAAGUGGGCCGAGAUUAGCGACAGCUCCUCUGCCAUGGCAAUGUGCCAGUCCCUGCACAUCAGCAGCGAGCACUUUCCCCAGUGCUAG
Cladocopium goreaui is the source of this 1905-nucleotide messenger RNA. Lineage: Eukaryota; Dinophyceae; Suessiales; Symbiodiniaceae. The record is from the annotation of a GenBank genome assembly.